Messenger RNA from Microthlaspi erraticum, 2328 nucleotides. NCBI's taxonomy places the organism in Eukaryota, Viridiplantae, Streptophyta, Magnoliopsida, Brassicales, Brassicaceae. The record is from the annotation of a GenBank genome assembly.
AUGGCGUUCACUUUCCUCUCUCCUCACCCAGUCUUUCUCUCUCUACGUGGAACCACCUCUUCCUUCUCCUACAAACCGAUUCUCUUCCCAUUCUCCGGUAAUUCCCGAAAUCUUCAAUUAGCGGCGGGACCUGCUCGUCGGAAUUCCUACCCGAACCCUGCAGAUGACGACCCGCCUGAAGCUCCGGAGGAUUCAAUGCACGGAGUAUCGAAAUUUCAGCAGAUACAGCGACAAGCUGCUCGAGCACGGAAGCUAGAGGAAGAAGAUUUCGAGAAGAAUCGGAACACUUACCUCUCCGCCAUCGCCGAUGCGGAGGACGCGCCGGAGACGGGACGCGAUGACGUGGAAUCUGGAGGCGAUCUGUUCUCAGAUAUCGAUAGAGCGAUAUCCAUGAAACGUAGCGAGUUCGUUAAGAAAGGGAUGCUUCCACCCAAUCCUCCCAAAACGGCGUCGGAUAAGAAGAGUGAAGAGGAAGAUGGAGAAGAAGGUGAUGUUAGUGACGUUGUCGAUGAGCUUGACGAAGAAGAAGUUGUAGAUUUGGAUGAAAUCGAUAAACUAACUGGAUUAACCGAAGUUUCCGACGAAGAUGAUUGGAUGGAUGACGAAGGGAACCCUAGGAUCAACAAGAAGAAGGAAAUCGGAUCCGAUCAUCAAUUCGAGUUCGAUUUGGAUGAUUUCGGAGCUUCCAAAGCCAGAAUCGUGGAACCUAAAUUCAAAUUGAGCUUAGCCGAGCUUUUAGACGAGAGCAAAGUUGUACCGAUCUCAGUUUACGGCGACUUAGACGUGGAAAUCACCGGAAUUCAGCACGACUCGCGAGGCGUGAGCGCCGGAGAUCUCUUCGUCUGCUGUGUAGGAAGCGAAAACGAUGGAGAUUCCUUCUUGAGCGAAGCUGAUAAGAGAGGAGCAGUGGCGGUUGUAGCGAGCAAAGAGAUUGACAUUGAAGAGACCUUAGGCUGCAAAGCGCUCGUCAUCGUUGAAGACACUAACGCAGUUUUAGCAGCUUUAGCUUCUUCCUUCUAUAGGCAUCCGUCGAAGAACAUGGCGGUGAUCGGAGUCACCGGAACAAACGGGAAGACGACCACCACGUAUCUGAUCAAAAGCCUCUAUGAAGCAAUGGGUGUGAGAACAGGAAUGUUCACCUCAGUUUCUUGCUAUAUCCAUGGAGAUAACAAAUUGGAUACGCCAAAUGCGAUUACGAAUCCUGAUGCGGUUUUGGUUCAGAGCUUGAUGGCGAAGAUGUUGCACAACGGCACUGAAGCUUUGGUUAUGGAAGCUUCUCCUCAAGAACUCGCUUUAGGGAAAUGCGAUGAGGUAGAUUUCGACAUUGCGGUUUUCACUAAUUUGGCAAGAGAGGAUACAGAUUUUCUUGGUAGUGAUGAAGAGUACAGAGAUGCAGAAGCAAAGCUGUUUGCAAGAAUGGUUGAUCCUGAAAGGCACAGGAAAGUGGUGAACAUAGACGAUCCAAACGCGGCGUUCUUCGUCAAGCAAGGGAACCCUAACGUUCCCGUUGUGACGUUUGCAAUGGAGAACACGAAAGCCGACGUUCACGCGUUGAAGUUUGAGCUUUCCUUGUUUGAGACUCAGGUUUUGGUUAACACACCUCAGGGGAUACUUGAGAUCUCUUCGGGUUUGUUGGGACGGCACAACAUUUACAACAUUCUUGCUGCUGUGGCUGUUGGGAUCGCUGUUGGAGCUCCUCUUGAGGAUAUUGUUAGAGGCGUUGAGGAAGUCGAUGCAGUCCCGGGGAGGUGUGAGUUGAUUGAUGAGGAACAAGCUUUUGGUGUUAUUGUGGAUCAUGCUAACACGCCUGAUGGCUUGUCAAGGCUGCUUGAUUCGAUUCGAGAGCUUAAACCGAGAAGAAUCAUUACCGUUAUUGGUUGUGAGGGUGAGAAUGGGAGAGGGAAGAGACCGGUUAUGACGAAAAUCGCUACUGAAAAGAGCGAUGUGACGAUGCUGACAUCUGAUAAUCCAGGGAAUGAAGAUCCAUUGGAUAUUUUGGAUGAUAUGUUGUCUGGGAUUGGGUGGACGAUGCAAGAGUAUCUGAAACACGGCGAACACGAUUACUAUCCGCCUUUAGCAAAUGGGCAUAGACUCUUCCUUCACGAUGUUAGACGUGUAGCUGUGCGUUGUGCUGUUGCAAUGGGUGAAGAAGGCGACAUGGUUGUUGUAGCAGGGAAAGGCCAUCAAGCGUAUCAGCUUGAAGGUGACAAGAAAGAGUUCUAUGAUGAUCGAGAGGAGUGUCGAGAAGCAUUACAAUACGUUGAUGAGCUUCACCAAGCUGGAAUCGACACAAGCGAGUUUCCAUGGCGGUUACCAGAGAGUCAUUAA